AUAUUCACCUCAAAGAGAACACUUCCCAUUCUUUGCAAUUUUAUGUGUCCAUUUGUCGUGAAAUAUAUAAAUUGAGUGAAACAUUAUGAGUAUGAGAUUUGCGCCGACAUUUAUGUGCAAACAAAAAUUGCCUUUGCUGCACAUGCCCAAUGGCGGCGGGAUUGACCUGAAAAUUCUGCACCGCCCGCAGAAGGAGAAGGUUGUGGUGGUGAUGGGGGCGACCGGCGCCGGAAAGUCGAGACUCUCCGUCGACCUCGCAACCCGAUUCUCGGCGGAGAUAGUGAACGCGGACAAAAUGCAGGUGUACCAGGGAUUUGACGUGCUCACUAACAAGGUCACCGACGAGGAAGCCGGCGGCGUACCGCACCAUCUGCUAGGGAUAAUCGACCCCGAGAAGGAUUUCACGGCGAAGAAUUUCUGCAACGCGGCGUCGCGCUGCAUCAAGUCGAUUGCCGGACGCGGGAGGCUCCCGAUGAUCGCCGGCGGGUCGAAUUCGUUCAUUGAGGCGCUCGUUGAAGACGAGGAUUCCAAGAUGAAGUCGAAGUACGAUUGGUGUUUUAUCUGCGUCGACGUUGCGCUGCCGGUUCUGCAUUCGUUCGUGUCGGAGCGGGUUGAUCGGAUGGUGGAGAAGGGGAUGAUUGAGGAGGCGAGAGGCAUGUUUAAUCCGGCGAGCAGGGAUUACUCUAAGGGAUUACGUCGAGCAAUUGGUAUGCAGGAAUUAGACCGGUACUUCCGCAUUGAAUCCGACGAGGAACACCGCGCGAGGCUACUGGAAGACGCCAUUAACGACGUGAAGAAGAACACCAGAACACUAGCGUGCCGGCAGCUAGAGAAAAUCAAGCGACUGAAGCACGUCAAGGGGUGGAAGAUACACCGCCUGGACGCCACGGAGGCGUUCCUUAAGCGCGGCGGCAGUGAAGCGGAUCAAGCGUGGGAGAAUCUCGUGGUGGCGCCCGGCACCGCCAUCCUCAACAGAUUCUUGCACAGCCAUGCUAGCUCUGGCUCCUUGUUUUUCACCGCCAACAACCUUCUCAUCCCGCCUGCCGCCGCCCGAGCCACCGUCGCCGCAGCCGCAAUUCACUAGAUCCAUAAAAUCAAAUUAAUCAGGGAGCGGCUUAUUAGCCUUCUUAAUUUGAGUCCAGUUAAAUCCCAAGAUGAGACAGAAUUUAUCAGUACACACUUUGAUCAUCAAUCAAAUUAAGCAUAAUUCAAUAACCUGCUGUAA
Ipomoea nil (Japanese morning glory) is the source of this 1225-nucleotide messenger RNA. Its product is annotated as adenylate isopentenyltransferase 3, chloroplastic-like. The record is from RefSeq and is a predicted model, not a curated record. Gene Ontology annotation, biological process: cytokinin biosynthetic process; tRNA modification. The coding region runs from base 86 to 1084 and encodes 332 amino acids. Gene Ontology annotation, molecular function: tRNA dimethylallyltransferase activity. Lineage: Eukaryota; Viridiplantae; Streptophyta; Magnoliopsida; Solanales; Convolvulaceae. The transcript has a single exon. Gene Ontology annotation, cellular component: mitochondrion.